AAAUAAGAGAACGAAAAGAGAAGCCGCCCUCGACCGGUCUCCGGCUUCGGUUCCGUGCUCUUCUGUUUGCGUUCCUCUUCCCCCCUUCUGCUUCCUCGCCGUCGCUCCACCGCUUGAGAUGGGCCGAAGCUCAUUCGCUUCAGCCUUGGCAUCGUCUUUCGUCGUCACUACCCUACGGCGUCGUCGGCAUCUGGUCUGCUUCUUUCGACGUUUCGUUGUCCUCUUAUCUCAUCCUCCUCCUUAUUUCGAUUUGCUUAGAAUGUUGAGGUGAUAUUUAUUGUUUUGGCUGGUGGCUUCAUACGAUUCGGUGCCAAUUGUUUCUUAGGGCGGAUUGCGGAGGAGGUCCUCGAUAAAAGGAUUUAUGGUUCUACGCCGGCAGGGCAGAAUGACUUGCCUUUCCGAUCAACUGCUACUAUUCACCAUGAUUCUCUCUCUCUCUCUCUCUCUCUCUCUCUCUCUCUCUCUCUCUCUCUCUCUCUCUCUCUCUCAGCUUUUAAUUCAUUUAGAUGUAAUUACGCGUUGUUCUAGGUCUGGUUCUCAGUUCUGAGUUCAAAAUUUUGGGAGUUGAAUGUACUUGCACUACAUAAUCGAACUGUUGGACUGUGAUUAAUAGCUUAAUCUAAGGGAUAGCUUAAUGGGGUUAUUCACUGUGCUGGGAGAAUUUUCUGGCCUUUGGCAGUUGACAUAGACCAGCUAGAUCGAGCUCGGAUCUUUAAGGAGCCCACCAUCGAGUUUAGGAUUUAAGAUGAAGAUUAAAUUGUUCUUGCGAGUCAGUUAAUGUUGUCCGAAACACUUGUUGGCUAAAUUGGAUCAUCUAGGAUCGUAAAAAGUCAUCUGACUGUGACGGUUUGAGGUAGUCGUAUUAGGGCUGUAGAGCUCUAAGCUGAUUUCUAACAGUAUAUGAUGCCCAAAACCCUACUUGAUAGAUUCUAGCAACAGCUGCAAUGCUGUUGAACUGUAAGGCUGCUGUAGGCUGAAAUUUUCAAUAUCUUCUAGUGGACAUAAAAAUUGAUUUAGGGACUUCUAAAGUUGUUUUGUGAUAUUCUUCUUCACAAGGAACAUCUUCAGAUGCUACUGGUGUGACUUUGGCAACGUUGUUCUCAUCAAUUCUUUCUUAUAAAGAUUGUAGGGUUGCAAUGGAGUCACGUCUAAUAUCUAUUUUGUCCAAGGGCACUUUGAUUUGAAUAAAACAUGUACACAUCUUUUCCAUCAAUCUUCAACAUCUCUUUGAGAUCUUUGUCCUUCUCUUUACUGUCGGUGGAAGUGCAAAUUAACAUAUUUUUAGGCUACUUAGGCAUCUUCAUUUUACAAAUUUUGCACUAUUAGUUGAUGAGAUGGUUUGCAUAAUUUUGUUGAUUGGCAAUAAUAGUUGUAGUGGUGUUUGCUCGACUUCCAAAUAUGUUAUUUUGGAGCUAUUAUCAUUUUCGUGGAGGAUUUGAAGUAGUGGUGGAUCUUAGUAAUUUUUAUUGAAUAUCCUACUAUAUGGUUGAGAAUGCAGUUGGUAUAGAGUAUCCUCUGGUGGUGUUCAGAUCAUUGAUAAUUUGUUAAGCUCAUCAGUGUAAUUCUUGCAGUAGUACUGACACCUGAUUGAUCUAUGAAGUUGGUUGGUCAACCUAGAUGAAUUUUCCAACCAAUAGAUCUAUGUGGACCCUCCUCAUAUCUAUGAUAAGCUUGGCAUUGAUGCCAGGGUAGUCAUGUGGAAAACUAUGUUAGAGUUGUUGAUUGACCAUUGGAUGAAUAAAAAAUUGCGUCAUAGUAGUCACCAUUUGGGACUUUGUAGUAGGCGUACGGGAAAGAUUAUGGUGGAGUUUAGCAGGGGUUCAUGAGGUUGCAAAAGGAGGACCCCAAUCUGGGGUAGGGCAGUGAAGAAGAUCAUGAAGGAUAUGUUAGCUCUGUUACUAUAUUGGUUGGAAGGAUCUCCUCUUAUGAGACUACUGUCUUCGAGGGGAAGUAGUAUAUAUAUAUUACACACAUAAAAGAGGGGGAGGGAGAGAGAAAUGAGAAAGAUUUAAUAUUUAGAAGAUCCCGGUCAUGCCUUUUGUCUUACAAGUUCACUUAUUUAUAGUAGUCGUGAGACAGGGGAAUUGAUCUCGUCUGCCCAUUAUGACUGGGUUUUGUGUUAUUUGUGCUUAAACUGCAAAUAGUGAACAUGCAUAUGCAGUUUGGUUUGUAAGAAACUCUGCAGUUUCUGUAAGGUAAGCAUAAUAAUAAUUUGAAAUGAAAAUUUUCAAUAUGUAUAUAGUGUUGUGAAAUGUGUCAAGCAGUACAACAAUUCUCAUAUGAACAGCAUGUCUGACAUGUGAAUAAUCUGCUAGAAAAGAAGUUCAUGACCCGUGGGCCUUCCACCUCCAUGCGGCAUUGCUUCUUCAAGCCUUCACCCAUUGCGGAAAAUUCCCCGCUCCUGCCUGUCAGAUUUUUGGCUUUUCUAAACUGUGUUUUAUGCAUCUCUGCUUCUUGAUUUCUGUUUAAAACUCCGAUAUUAGUUCUUGUGAUUGAUAAAUGCCUCACAAGUUUGUAACUUGUGGUUUCUCAAAAUGAUGCAGAGCUGAUAAUGAAAGAAUUACAACAUUCACAAUAGGUUCUGGAAAGGGCAUUGUCAUUCUUUUCAAAUGCCAGAUGUUGCUUUGCUGCUUCAAAUAUUUGAUUCUUUGAAGGUGUUUAAUAUCAUUAAAUAAAAGUGAACAGAUUAUGCAGUUGCAAUUGGGUAAAUAAAAGUGUUUAAUAACAAACAUAUGUUGAGGUCUAAAUUCCAUCUACUUCAGGAACAAGUAAUGGUUUUAUAAUUUGCCUUAGACAUGAACUCGCUAUACUUAUGCUCCGGUCAACAGCAGGCUAUGGUCCCUGAGGUUCAGAGCAGAGCUUUUAAACUAGAAAUAUGAAAUCACUUCUCCACCACAUGUAUGAAUUUACCUUGGUAAACAAAAGUUAGUGAACUUCCUAGUUGCUACUCUAAAAUGGAAUGUGAAACUAUAUGGCUUAAGAUAUCAUAUUGUCUUCCACGUUAGUUUGAAUUUUAAAAGAUGAUGAGCUAGGUUUUUGCUUUUCUGCUGUUGAUUAUUUGGAGCUAAUUAUUAGUUACAGGAUUCAGCAUGAAGUGGUUAUAUUGGUCAUUCUUACCUUGUUGUAUAUUAGUAAACUUAAGACAUCAUCUUUCCUGAUCAUCUUCAUAAUAUCUUUGUGAUUGUAGAAGAUUGAAUUAUUUGGAGAUGGAUAGAUUAUCUAUAAAAUCACUGAUAUCCUCUGAUGGAAUUCCCGCUAUAGUUUUGAGUCAUCAUUAUUGUACUAACUACUAACAGAACAGGUAACUCCUUCACUUCAACAAGUAUUUGGACUUCUUGGUGCUGCCUUGAACCACUGCUAUCCAGAAAGGACUUUUCCUGUCAGGUUAAUAUUUGGUAAGCAUUAUUCUUUUGCUUCUAAUUUUGGGUCUAUAAUUUUGUUCUGGCUAGGAAAUUUUAACAAACUACAGGUGUAAGCACCAUAGAUAUUUAUAGUUCAAUAUCUUGUUUUGAUAUUUUUAUUCUAAUAAAGGAUUUACUUGAGAGUAGGAUUGAAAUAGGAUAUAUUUGGCUUGGUAAAAGAGGAUUCUUCAUUCUGUAAACCACAAAGAUGUUUAAAUAAAUUUGUUACAAAUGUCUAAAUAUAUUUAUUGCAAUCAAUAGAUUUAGUUUAGCAGGUACUUCUGAUAUGGAUAUUGUUCAUGCACGUACAGUUAUGUAGAGUGUGGCUGUUGGUCAUAAAUGUAACUAGAUAUCCAAUCAUAGAUCGUUAAUAUUAUUUCUGUAAACUAAUUGUUGUCUUAUAUUUUUGUUGAUAUGCAUGCAUUGGAUUACGGAGACUAUCCUUAGAAACUAAAUGUUUUAGUAAAAUAGGACUAAAUCCGAAUACAUAAGAUGUAAUUUUAAUAAUUCUACGAAUAGAUAAGAAAAUAUAGUUAAAUUAGGAUGAAUAUGUUCUUUUAAGUAAAAGUUUUAGGUAUCUUGGAUUAAUCAUUUAACAAGAUAGAGAGAUUGAUGGAGAUAUUAUUCAUAAAGUAAAAUCAAAAUAGUUAAAAUGACAUGGAACUUUAGGAGUCUUGUGUGAUCAUCGGAUAUAUUUGAAAUUUAAAGAAAAUUUUUAUAAAACAGUUAUGAGACCAACAAUGUUUUAUGGAUCUGAGUAUAAGAUAAUUAAGAAACUAUGUAUACAAAAAAAUUGUGUUGCCGAGAUGAGAAUAUUAGAUGGAUCUAUGAAGUUACUAAAAAAGAUAAGAAAAAAAAUACUUUUAUUUGUGAACAAUUAGGUAUUGCUUUGAUAGAGGAUAAUAUAAGAGAAAAUCAUUUAAGAUAGUAUGAGUAUAUGUUUAAGAGACAUACGGAUGUAGUAGUCGGAAUAUGUGAAAUGAUUAAUGUUAAUAUUACAAGAAAAGGUAAAGAAAAAUUUUAAAAAAAAAUAAUAGAAACUAUAAAUAAAUAUUUAAGUAUUUUAAACUCAAUUAAACAUAUAACUUUUUAUUAAUCUCAAUAAUGAUAAAAGAUUUAUACAAUCGAUUCUAAAUAAUUGAGAGUUACGAUUUUAUUGUUAUUAUGAUGCGUGACAUAUUGAAAGUGAUUGGAUCUUGAAAGGUGGGGGGCAAUGCAAUUAAUUCUCUUGCAAGUUUAGUCUUUUAUGAGAGAAGCUAACUCGAUCAUAAUUGAUGGGUUAUGGUUUGCAAAAAGCAGCUCCGCCUGCUUUCCCUCUCCACCUUCCAUGGAUCUUUCUUAUCACAGUCCGCGCUGAUUGAGAACUUACUAAAUUGUCACAGCAUCGCAGGGAACUUACUAAAUUAUGCAGAUCUUACAUGCAAUUUGGCUGGGUCUCGGCGUUGGUCGAGGAUCACAGGACAGCAUGUGUUGUAGGCUGACCCUCGUGGAUUAUCUUUUUCGCAGAGCAGAGAUUACUCCAACUCAUCCAAUUUGUUUCUUCUGCCUACUCCAAUGAGGUUUCUUGGAUCUUGUUAGCUGUGUGCUGCACCAUUCAACUUGGACUUUGAAUGGAUUAGAUCCCGUACUGUUCUGCAAUAUUUUUGAGCUCAGCUGUGAACUAGAAAGCUGAUGAGCCUCGCUGGCUUUGCUGUACUGGAGCAGCUGCAGAGCUGGAGCAGCGUAGGCCAACCUAUGACUUUGGACAUCUCCUGCGUACGGUUUAGAAUAUAAGCCUCGGAGGGCCAAGUCCGAUUACUGAUCAUACAGGCUGGCCACGGAAGAGGCAGUCCAAGAGCAGCAGUCAUUGGAUUCUCCUCGAGUCCCAUGUGUUUCUUUUCUCCUCUUUCCAAUUAUUCCAACACUUGUUUCUUCGACUCCAUGCAAUCAUUUGGUCCUUUCAAGUCGAUUGUAUCUCAGCCUCAACAACAUGCAAUUUAUCAUCAGAAAGAAAGCUUGCGGACACUCGAGUCUUGUGUCUUGGAUGCAAAGUUGGAUGCUUUAAUGUUGGUGUCGAGCAAGUUGGUGCUCACAUUCAUAAUCCUGGACUUGAGCUUUGAACAUAAUGAUGGCCAAUAGUAAAAAGGAAAAAGAAUGUAAAGAAAAAGGUCUUCCUGGUUGUUCCGUGAAUCUCCAGUGAACUGAAGUGGCCUACUAAUACUUUAUGAAAUAGUCAAACAAGCCAAGUUUGGCUUGUAAUGUCAGAGAGAUCAUAUGGUGCAAGUGGCUUUUGGAAAGUGCACUUAAUAUAUAUGUUAUAGCCUCACCAUCUCCAAUAUCAUGCAGCUUAUUCCAGGAGACAAGACUUGGAACAUCCUCCAGGUUUAAUGUCUUCAAACUCUCAGUUUUGCCCUCCAGUAUAUUUAAACUAUCAUGUCUUAAAAUAAAAAUACCAUUCAAUCUUUUACCAGGCUUUCCGGUCUUUCCAGUGACCAGAGAGCAGCAUAGAGUGGAGCAGCAGCAAAGCAAAAUGACCUCACUCCUUCACAGUAGACGAGGAAAACGAAUUAGAUACAUAGAUAGGGCACACAGGAGGCCAGCAAGUAGCAGGGUAUGGGGAGGGAGACUACUCCACUAACAAUAUGGCAACUUUCCAUAACGCCCAUUCCCUCCCCUAAUCUUAACUCUGGUGGCGGUGAACCCACGUCGACCGGAGCAGCAGAAGCUCAACCUUUUGUCCUUCCACAUGAGACCAUGGGGGAAUGGGAAAGAAAUCCCGUAAUUGAGAGAUCUCGUACCACCUCUCUCCAAUCCUCUGUGUCCACUGUGGUCAUCGUUGAUGGUAUCCGAUUAAAAGGUACUGUCCCCUCACCCCUGUCCACUUCCUGCUGGUAAAUCUCCCACAUUUACAGCCACAGGCCCACGCUUGCUCCCUCCCCGCAUACGUUCUUCUCAGUCCUACUUGUAUACAGUAUGCACUCAGAUUGAGAGAUUUGGCAGGACUGGUACGUACAAUACAACAAACACAUGGUAGGCAGACCUUUGUUCCUUGCGCGCUCAUUCAAUUGUGUCAUGUGGGGUUUGGGGCUCCCGUCUCUUCUUUUGGGUUCUUUCGGUUGGUUUGUUCAUCCUUUCCGCCUUGGGGCCUCUUGCGGAUAGUCGAGUGAGUGAGCCUAAGCUGGGAGUGCUCGAUCGAGUGGAAUAUAUGUCACCAUCGACUACUACGAAUUUUCGACCGACGAUGUAGGAAUGGUAUAUGUCGGCUUGAGCUAUUCUUGUUUUCGCAAGGUGAUGGUCUGUGGAAACAGAUAGCAGUGGCAUUUUGUCCAUUAAUGGAUGGAUCACUGGUCGAUGGCCUGUCUUCCAAUUUAAUGUUAACUGGAUUCUGAGUAUCAUCCCGGUUGGGUUUUGUCAGUUUUAGUUGCCUGCAAUCAAUCACCUCAAAAACCAAUUUGGCAGUAUUAACAUGCAAGAUUUAAACAGUCACGUUACAGAGAAGCGUCGCAUCGGAUCCAGUGUCCCUGCCAGACGUAGAAGUAUUCUUUGGUGGAUUAGUGGACGGUUGAAUCACUGGAAAAAUUUUUUGAGUGUGGUUGGAAUAUAUUUUUCGAAUUGCUUCCGUUUUGGGACUCCCAUUUAAUGGAAUAGGUCAUGCAUUGGUGUCAAGGUAGUUGUCUCUUGUGCUGUCGUUCGUCAUCCAAGAAUCAAUGUUUUGGUUUAUUGGACCAAGUCAAGCCUCUAACAGAUGUCAAAUUUAGUUGCAGCCGUAGUUGGAGGAGCUGCAGGAGGUCUUGCAUUCUUGGUGAUUGUCAUUGGGUUUCUGUGGUUUUAUUUUUUGCACUGUAGGACCCCUGCAAAUAAAAGUUCUGAGACUGGUUCUUCCGACCCAUCUACGCUGGUGGAAUGGAAUAGGAGAGAUCAGAUAUCAUCUUCAGGUUGUGGUCGGAGUGCUAGGCAAUUUACUUUAGAAGAGUUGGAAGAAGCUACUAAAAACUUUAGCGAAAGCAAUCUUGUUGGCACUGGUAGUUUCGGUUUGGUGUACAAAGGUUUGCUUCUUGACGGGACUCUUGUGGCAAUUAAAAGGCGUGUAAGUGUUCCAAGGCAGAAAUUUGUCGAAGAGGUUGAAAUUUUAUCAGAGAUCAGGCACCGCAACCUAGUUACUCUUAUUGGUUAUUGUGAGGAAGGUGGUUUGCAAAUGCUAGUUUUUGAAUACUUGCCUAAUGGAGGUGUCUCUCGUCACUUGUAUGAUGGGGAACAACAUUCACUCUCAAGGCUUGAAUUUAAACAAAGGCUUGCAAUAGCUAUUGGAGCAGCCAAAGGAUUAGCUCAUCUGCACAGUCUUGCACCUCCUUUGGUACAUAAAGACUUCAAAACAAAUAAUGUCUUGGUUGAUGAGAACUUUAUUGCAAAAGUAGCUGAUGCAGGUCUUCAUAAAUUAGUGCAAGGAAGUGGAGAAAUUGGGCCUCAAGGAAGUAGCAGUAUCUUCCAAGAUCCAGAGGUUGGAGAGUUAGGAGGAUUUUCUGAAGCCAGUGAUGUUUACAGCUUUGGUGUGUUUCUUCUAGAGUUCAUAAGUGGCAUGGAGGUGGCACAUUGCUUCUCUCUAGAUUCACACAGUUUCUUAGCCCAGUGGGUGGAAGCACAUGCAGGUUCAAAUGAUCUCAUCGAUCGCAGGCUCGGUAAUGCCUUUACCUCUGAGGGAAUGAAAGAGCUAAUUGCACUAACCCUUCGAUGCUUGAAUCCAUCUGGGCAUAACCGUCCAAAGAUGCGAGCGAUCGCUGUGGAGCUUGAUCAGAUUCUCGAGACCGAGAUGGCACUGACAACAGUCAUGGGUGAUGGUACUGCCAUAGUUACCCUCGGGAGCCACUUAUUUACUUCGACAUGAACAACGAAACAUCUGUUAUUUGAUCAUAACAAGUCCCAAGAACAUAGCUUUUUGUCCAGGGAACCACCACCAGAUUUGCUGCUUUUAAAGCUGCAGUACCAGAUUAUUUUUUAUGAUGGCAAAUGGGCACUCUUGGCUGUAAUGAUCAGUGGUGAAGUUCAACUUCUAUUACCUCUGAGGUGGCUUUGAUGAAGCACACCAUGACAACAAAUGAAGCUUCAUAUAUGAUUCAACUAAUUCUUGAAUUGUGUAAAAUGAUUCUGUGGAAGAGUCCAUUGAGGUGUUUGUUAUUCUACAUGUGGGGAGAGCUCCCCUUCCUCUUCUACAAAGCCCAGUGUUUGUUAUCUCUUACUCCCAAAGUUGGGAGUUCUUUUUCAGGGAGCCUCAACAUUACUAUGCCAAAUAGGAGCGCUGUAAAGAGAACACACAAGUGGAAUUGCCACCUUGCAAUCAGACCAUUUUGCUGGCCUGAUGACCACAGUUUCAUGUUUGAUGACCACAGUUUAAAUGAUAUGUGCUGGAGGAGUGAACUGAUGACCACAGUUUCAUGUUUGAUGAUGACUGCUCCAUUUUGCUGGCCUUGACUCGUGUGAUAAUAGGAUCGACAGUCAAAAGCACCGCUACGUCUCUCUUCAGUUCUCACCUGUAUGGCUUUCGACGCCUCGCAUUUUGAUGCCGGCGACAUGUCUUCAACCGGUCCGGCGUGUUUAAUGAUGGUAGAAAAAGGUAAGUCCACUGUGUUAAGAGUAUAUUUAUACCUAAUCGCUAGGGGUAGAAGAUUUCUUAGACUAUUCCAUGCUCCCCGAAUAUUCUUUGGACUUUUGUGAUUUGGAUUCCACGUGGCAGUUACAUAUCGGAUGGUAAUUAAUCGA
Musa acuminata AAA Group (dessert banana) is the source of this 9134-nucleotide messenger RNA. RefSeq names its product probable serine/threonine-protein kinase At1g01540. Gene Ontology annotation, molecular function: protein kinase activity; ATP binding. The coding region runs from base 7126 to 8262 and encodes 378 amino acids. The transcript is spliced from 8 exons. The record is from RefSeq and is a predicted model, not a curated record. Lineage: Eukaryota; Viridiplantae; Streptophyta; Magnoliopsida; Zingiberales; Musaceae. Gene Ontology annotation, biological process: protein phosphorylation.